AUGAUAACGCUUGAAGUACCGUGUCGUGAUAAAUCUUAUCAAUGGUUAUUACAAUGGAUCACACAAAAAGGUGCAAGACACACACAACACCUAAGCGUCGAAACAUCUUUUCUGCAAAGGGACACAGGGCAGAUAAAAACUAAAUACGAAUUUAUACCUAGUGUUGGACAACAUUUCUUCAGAUAUAAUGGAACCUGGAUAAGAGUCGAUCGCACACGAGAACAGCAAACUAUAGACCUACACAUGGGUAUCCCUUUUGAAACUGUAACAUUAACAGCAUUUGGACGUAAUAAAGAAGUUUAUUACAAUAUUCUUGAAGAAGCUAGAACUAUGGCAUUAAAGCAACAUGAAGGUAUGACUGUUAUGUAUACUGCAAUGGGCUCUGAAUGGCGCCCAUUUGGACAUCCCAGAAGAAGACGGCCUCUAAGCAGUGUUAUUCUCCGUGCUGGUUUAGCUGAACGGAUUCUAACAGAUUGCUUAGAUUUUAUAGGCAAUCCUCAAUGGUAUACAGAACGCGGAAUUCCUUAUCGAAGAGGAUAUUUACUUUAUGGUCCUCCUGGUUGUGGUAAAUCGUCAUUUAUCAUGGCAUUGGCUGGUGAACUGGAAUACAAUAUCUGUGUUCUCAAUCUAUCAGAAAGAGGACUGACAGAUGACAGACUAAAUCAUCUUCUUAGUGUUGCACCACAACAAUCAAUUAUCCUACUUGAGGACAUUGAUGCUGCAUUUGUUUCUCGAGAAGAUAGUCCAACACAAAAAGCUGCUUAUGAAGGACUCAAUAGGGUAACAUUUAGUGGUCUACUUAACUGCCUGGAUGGUGUAGCUUCAACUGAAGCAAGGAUAGUGUUUAUGACAACAAAUUAUUUAGACAGAUUGGAUCCAGCUUUAAUAAGACCUGGUAGAGUGGAUAUGAAAGAAUUUGUCGGAUAUUGUGAUCAACAUCAAGUAGAACUUAUGUUUUUAAGAUUUUAUAAAGAUGCAAUAGCUGCUAAAACAUUUGCUACAAAUGUUCUAGCUAAAAAGAUGCCUGUUAGUCCAGCACAAAUUCAAGGAUAUUUUAUGUUCCAUAAGCAUUCUACACCUGAACAAGUAUUAGCAGAUAUUAAUGCAAUCUGGACCCUUGGA
Messenger RNA from Iphiclides podalirius (scarce swallowtail), 1122 nucleotides. The record is from the annotation of a GenBank genome assembly. NCBI's taxonomy places the organism in Eukaryota, Metazoa, Arthropoda, Insecta, Lepidoptera, Papilionidae.